AUGGUGCUAAUUAACAACUUAAUAGGAAGCUUUGGCAGGUAUCAAUUAUGCCUGUGCCUAAUGGUGUUCGCCAGUAAAUUCGGAGUGGCGUUUCAUCAAAUGGCGAUACUCUAUUUGGCACCACCUUCGCCUUACACCUGUCCCGACAACCAAAGCUGCUGUGAAAAUCCCAUCUUUGACAAGAGAGACUUUACAAGGACCAUCAUUACCGAGUGGAAAUUAAUUUGCGAAAAGGCGUGGCUAAAGGACUUUACUCAAACGCUGUUUCAAUUCGGUGUUUUAAGCGGAAGUUUCUUAUUUGGUGUCGCGUCUGACAGAUAUGGAAGACGUCCAACAUUAUUAGCUGCUGUUGUACUAGAACUAUUUUUUGGAGUUGUGUCAUCAUUUCUUCCGGACUACUGGAGUUUUACGAUCGCGCGAAUGUUUCUCGGAAUCUCUGUUGGAGGAAUCAUGGUGGUGGGCUUUGUACUAGUCCUGGAGUAUGUGGGUGGCGCGUACAGAGAUGCCAUAUCAGCCCUCUUCCACAUUCCCUUUACACUGGGCCACAUCCUUCUCGCACUCUUCGGUUAUCUAAUAAGAGACUAUGCGAUCUUUCAAUUGGGUAUAUCGCUGGCAAAUAUGCUUCUUGUCGUAUACGUUUGCAUUCUACCAGAAUCACUAAGAUGGCUUCUAGCAGUAAAGAAGACCAACGAAGCAAUAAUGCUUAUAGAGCAUGUAGCAAAAAUUAAUAAGCUGCCCACUGAAGACAUUGAACGUCAGAUUCAACUAUAUUAUAUGGAAAAUCUUAGAACAGGACACAGAAAGGGGACAGUUAUUGAUUUAUUUCGCACACCAAAUCUGAGAAAGCAUAUCAUGCUAAUGUCGUUUAUCUGGUUCGUCUGCAGCUACUCCUUUUAUGGGAUGACACAUUACAUCAGCCACCUCACUGGAAACGUUCAUAUAAAUGUGAUUGCGUGUGGACUCGUCUGUCUCUGCGCCUGUUUAAUUGCAAUACCUCUUAUCAAAAUUGCCAAACGAAGAACCUUAGUGAUAAUUCCAAAUAUACUCUCCAGUUUGUGUUUUAUAUUAAUUAUGUUUGUUCCAGAAAAUAUUGGGUCUCUAAUAAUGGGUUGUGGGGGAGUUUUGUGCAGUUUUUUAGUGUUUAUUGUUAUUUAUCUCUACUGCUCGGAAAUCUUUCCGACGAUAGUGCGCAAUGCUGCAAUAGGUAUCACGUCUAUGAUGGCUCGAUUAGGUGCUAUGGUCGCGCCGUUUGCAGCCGCUCUUAGACCAUUUGGCCCGUGGUGUGCUCCUCUUGCAUUUAGUUUUUUACCACUGAUCGCGGCACUGCUUUGCUUAUUUUUACCGGAGACCAAGAACUGCGAUUUACUGAUGACGUUACAAGAGGGGGAAGAUCUUGGAUCAAGAAGAACUACUGAAACGAUUACAGAAGAAACAAGUUAA
Messenger RNA from Leptosia nina, 1440 nucleotides. NCBI's taxonomy places the organism in Eukaryota, Metazoa, Arthropoda, Insecta, Lepidoptera, Pieridae. The record is from the annotation of a GenBank genome assembly.